GUCCAACUCUAAAAACAACAAAUAUUAUUUGCUCUAUUCUUUAAGAAAGAAAGAAAAACAAAAACAAAAACAAAAAAAAAACUCCGAUGGAUCGGCAAAAUUCUGAUGACAUCAUGAGGUUUCUUGAUGGAAUGGCUAGCUCCGACGACGUUCUUUUCGGUUUUCUCGACGAAGGAAACCAGUCACCCGAGGAUUUCUCUGACUCCGGUAACCUUAACGGCGGUGGAGACGAUGAAGACGACGACAAUAAUAACAUCAACAAUUGCAAUUCUGAAGAAAACAAAGCUUUUUGGCAGGAACAAGAACAACUUCUUCAGGGGACACUGUAUAGGACAAGUACGAUUGAGACGAAGAUUAGACAAGCGACGAAAGAAGCCUUGAAACAAGUUAAAUCUAAGGGUCCUUUUUAUUGUGUCUGCCGGCGACCAGUGGACGGCGGUUGCCGGAGUUGCUUACGUGGUGAGAUCUCUAGACACCUCAGAGAUGUUGCCGGCUACGAUUGCGUCAUCUCCAAAUCUAAAUGGAGAAGCUCUCAAGACAUCCCUGCAGGGGAACACGAAUUUUUGGAGAUCGUAGACCGAUCGGGUUCGAAGAAAGGCGAGAUGAGAGUGGUGAUCGAGUUAUCAUUUAGGGCUGAGUUCGAGAUUGCAAAAGGCAGUGAAGAGUACAAAAGACUAGUCAGCCGAUUGCCGGAGGUUUACGUCGGAAAAACCGAAAGGCUUCGAUCUCUGAUCAAGAUAUUGUGCAUUGCUGCCAAAAAAUGCUUGAGAGACAAGAAAAUGCAUAUGGCUCCUUGGAGAAAACACAAGUACAUGCAAGCCAAGUGGCUUGGCACGUGCGACCGAUCUAGCUCCUUGGAAGCGACGUCCGAGGCGAUGGAGCCGGAGAAUUGGGUGCCGGUGGCGAAGCCUAGGGUUUCUAUGUUGAACUACGGUGGUCUCUUCUCCGCCGGUCCGACCGCUGUAUCCGUCGUGUGAUAUUUUGUAUUUCUUAAGAUAUGGCUUGUAAUUAUUAAUUGAUUAGGGUGAGUGUUAAUUACGAGUUUCGGAUUUGAAAUGGUCUCAGCGACUCUGGACCGGUACCUGACAUUAGGCUGACUAGUAAGUGACAAAAGGCUGGUUUGAAUCAUUGGUGCAAGAAGAAAUGAGAUCUUUGUGAAUUUUUUUUUAUAAAGUUUUUGUAUAUAUAAUGUAUACGUACCACUAGUAAAAACCGUUCAAAUAGUUACUUACUGUA
Camelina sativa (false flax) is the source of this 1236-nucleotide messenger RNA. RefSeq lists its product as uncharacterized. The record is from RefSeq and is a predicted model, not a curated record. NCBI's taxonomy places the organism in Eukaryota, Viridiplantae, Streptophyta, Magnoliopsida, Brassicales, Brassicaceae.